Messenger RNA from Cucumis melo (muskmelon), 1154 nucleotides. RefSeq names its product glycine-rich RNA-binding protein 3, mitochondrial-like. Gene Ontology annotation, molecular function: RNA binding. Bases 381 to 917 code for a protein of 178 amino acids. The transcript has 5 exons. NCBI's taxonomy places the organism in Eukaryota, Viridiplantae, Streptophyta, Magnoliopsida, Cucurbitales, Cucurbitaceae. The record is from RefSeq and is a predicted model, not a curated record.
AAAACAUUUUACUUCUAAACCGCUCUUGAUGGCGAGGUUGGAAAAACACUUCAAUCGGUUUUGAAUGAUUGAAGUCUAAUUGAAAAAAAUGAUGCCUUCUUAAAUAAAUUAAAGUAAAAUCCCUCUCUUACAAAAGAGAAGAAGUUUGUUUGGGUCCUCAUUAUUCCUUUUAAUUUUUAAAUAUAGUAAAAUAAUCUAAAAUAUUAGUUAAAAAAAGCUCUUAAACAAAGUCGGUCUGAUUAUUUAAAAAUGUAAAUAGGAAAACAAUAAUGUCAUCUAUUAAAAGAAAAAGAAAGUACAAGGAGAUGAAAAACGUUAACAAAGUAACAAUGCACAAUGUAAUCUGAUUUUUAAAAUGUAACUCGGUCAGUCGGUUUUUCAUGAACGCGUCUCUCGAGGAGACACAUUCCAAACUUUAUUUUCUUAAUUUUGCCUUCAAAGAGGCGUCUACGCAAUUAUUCCCCAUCCGAAUCGAAGCCAUAGGGUUUAAGGUCGUUAAUAUGGCUUUUCUCAGUAAAGUUGGAAAAAUAUUUAGUCAGUGUUCUGCAUCAGGAAUCGGUUCACGUUUGCAACCUUCCAAGCUGUCUAUCUUUCGAACUCUUAGAUUCAUGUCGGGUUCUAAAGUUUUUGUUGGAGGCCUCUCAUACAACUCCGAUGAUCUAACUCUGAGGGUAGCGUUCAGCCAGUAUGGGGAAGUAGUUGAAGCGAAAGCGAUAAUGGAUCGUGAGUCUGGUAGAUGCAAAGGUUACGGGUUUGUCACUUUCAGUGCCAAUGCAGAAGCUUCUAGUGCUAUUCAAGCUUUGAAUGGAAAGGAUCUCAAUGGUCGUCGCAUUAGAUGCGACUUCGCAACUGAAAGGGCUGGCCGCCGUGGCGGCUAUGGCGGCGGCGGCGGUUAUGGUGGUGGGGACAAAAACUGAUGAAUUUGCAAAUAGGUCUUGAAAGGAAUUGCCUUAUCCGAUUUUUCAACAAAUGGCUUUUUGAGUGUAAUGUCUUAUGCCUCCUUGCACCGCCGAACCCUGAUGAUUUUGACUAUUUUCUUGGUAAACUAAAAUAGUCGUACCAUCUUGUAAACACUAUUUCAUAACUACUUUGGAAACAAUAUUUCAUAACUCUCAAUUUGGUAUGGUAUUUACUAUUUGGUAUCGUUUUUAUUA